UCUACAAACAGUCUUUGAAUUGUCCAAAAAAAAACAUGCACUCCAUGUAUUGUUCUCGGUGGCUGCUUCUGCUUCUAUGGUGUUGGACCAUCUCGGUCCAUGCCAUCCCACCACGAGACCCGGUCCAAUGCAACGGAACCGGGUGCACCGUCUCCAAUUCCUACGGUCCGUGGGGGGAUCGAAAUGACUGUCACGUCAAAACCGUGAAGUACCCAGCGACCGAAGAAGAGCUUCGUUCGGCCGUCGCGUACGCCAACAAAAACAAGCUCAAGUUGAAAGUGGUCAGCAAGUUCUCGCACACGAUCCCGAAACUAGUCUGCCCUUCGUCAAGCGACUCGUUGUUGAUAAGCACGGCGAAAUACAAUUCCGUCAUUCGAAUCGAAUCGAAUUCGACGGUGACGGCCGAUGCCGGGGUGGCGUUACGUGACCUGAUCGAUCGGGUCGAAAAGUCCGGUUUGAGUCUGGUUGCGGCGCCGUAUUGGGAGGGUGUCAGCGUGGCGGGGAUGAUAACCACCGGGGCACACGGAAGUUCGUGGUGGGGCAAAGGAGGAGCCGUUCAUGAUCAUGUCGUCGGAAUUAGCAUGAUUGUUCCUGCAAAUGAAUCGGAAGGGUACGCCAAAGUGAUCCAAAUUGGUCCUCAAGAUCAACUCCUAAAUGCAGUUAAAGUCUCACUGGGAGUUUUGGGUGUCAUCUCCAAGGUGAAAUUUUUACUGGAACCGGAAUUCAAGAGAAGCGUUACGUAUAAUUUCACGAAAGAUGAUUUGAUGGAAGAAAAUUUCAUAGAACACGGGAAGAAAUACGAGUUCGGAGAUAUCACAUGGUAUCCGUCGAAACAUACGACGGUGUACAGAUACGAUAAUAGAGUGUCCAUUAGCUCCCCUGGUGAUGGAGUUAAUGAUUUUCUUGGCUUCCAAUCCAAUGAAAUCCUCAUCUCUCAAUCUGUGAGAACAUCAGAAAAACUGUUCGAGAGCACCAGAAGCGUCACCGGACACUGCACGUUGGCGGCCACUACAUUAUCGUACAAGAAACUGAUCGGCAACGGAUUGAAGAACAACGGCCUGAUCUUCACCGGCUAUCCGGUCGUCGGCCGCCAAGGCAAUAUGCAGACAUCCGGUUCAUGUCUAUAUUCACCUACGACAAGGCUCGACGCCUCCUGUGCUUGGGACCCCAGGAUCAAAGGCCUCUUCUUCUACGAGUCGACGGCGAUAUUCGAUAUCCCGAAGUUUGGAGACUUCAUCAAAGACGUCAAAAGACUCCGUGACAUCGAACCGGAAAGCUUCUGCGGCAUCGAUCACUACAAUGGCAUCAUGAUCCGAUACAUAAAGGCUUCCGAUGCGUAUCUAGGACAACCCAAGGACUCCGUCGUGAUCGAUUUCAACUAUUAUCGAGCCGACGACGCCUCGACACCGAGACUAAACGAGGAUGUCAUGGAAGAGAUCGAGCAGAUGGCGUUUUUCAAGUAUGGGGCACGACCACAUUGGGGUAAGAACAGGAACCUGGCGUUUACGAAUGUUCGGACCAAGUACCCGAAUUUCAACAAAUUUGUCGCGGCGAAGAAGCAAUUGGACCCCGAAAACAUGUUGUCCGGCGACUGGUCGGACGAGAUAUUGUUCGGAAAAGGAAGCGUAAGAAGCGAUGGAUGUGCUUUGGAAGGGCUUUGCGUUUGUUCGGAAGAUAGACAUUGCAGUCCAAGUAAAGGGUACUUCUGCAAACCAGGACUUGUUUAUAAUGAAGCUAGAGUUUGCAGAUAUUCACCAUCCUCAUCCUCCAAUCUUUGAUGCUUUAGCAGAUUGGUCCUCUGAUUUUAAAUUUUAUUUUCAAAGAAAUAAUUUAG
Messenger RNA from Hibiscus syriacus, 1834 nucleotides. Its product is annotated as L-gulonolactone oxidase 3-like. Gene Ontology annotation, cellular component: membrane. The record is from RefSeq and is a predicted model, not a curated record. The transcript has 3 exons. NCBI's taxonomy places the organism in Eukaryota, Viridiplantae, Streptophyta, Magnoliopsida, Malvales, Malvaceae. The coding region runs from base 36 to 1778 and encodes 580 amino acids. Gene Ontology annotation, molecular function: D-arabinono-1,4-lactone oxidase activity; FAD binding.